AUGGAUGAUAUCGACUUGGACAAUUUGCCACAUGAUCCUGGUGAGAGGAAAGCAAUUAUAGAAUAUCAUCCUAAUCAAAGAGACGAGGUUAGACGUAAGUAUUGGAUUAGAGGACCUUGUCAACCUCGUAGUCAUACUUUUGAGCAACGACUUGUAGGGAAUACUGGGAAUACACUUAGGCGGUUUAAUCCUAGUUGGUUUGAUCAGUAUAGUGAUUGGUUGGAAUACAGUGUGAAGACAAAAAAGGCGUAUUGUUUGUGUUGUUAUCUGUUUAGAGAUAAAAAUAAAGCCAAAGGUCGCAAAAUUGGAUUUGUGACAGAGGGAUUCAAUUGUUGGAAUAAGUCGGAUAGAUUUUCUGUUCAUGUUGGUAAAGAAAUAAAUAGCUUUCAUAACAUAGCUAAGAAGAAGUGUGAAGAUUUGUUUAGACAAGGUCAAUCAAUUAAGCAUGCUCUGCACAAGAAAACCAAUGUCAUGAAGGAUGAGUAUCGUGUUCGAUUAAAUACUUCAGUCGAUGCUUCUAGAUACUUGAUGAGACAAGGACUACCAUUUUGUGGCCAUGAUGAGACAAUGGAUUCUAGUAACAGAGGAAUUUUUUUGGAGUUAGUGAAGUAUACGGCUGAACAAAAUGAGGUUAAAGAGCAAAUGGCUACAGUAUUUCGUUUUGUUGAAAAAAAUGGUAUAGUGAAAGAGAGAUUUGUUGGUCUUAUCCAUGUGUUGGAGACAUGUUCUUUAUCUCUGAAAUCUGGUAUAGACUCAUUGUUUUCUAAAUAUAGUUUGAGUUUGAAACAGUUGAGAGGCCAAGGCUAUGAUGGAGCAGCAAAUAUGAGAGUUGCAAAGAAACAUUUUGAAGUUGGAGAUUUCUUCGAUAAGGUUUAUGUGUUAGUAAAUGUGCUCAUAGCUUCUUGCAAAAGAAAGGAUUUGAUGCGAGAAAUCCAGCGGGGUGAAAUUGAGAAAGGAAUAAGUAGUGGUGAAAUUAAGACUGGAAAAGGGUUGAAUAAGGAGUCUUAA
Molecule: messenger RNA, 1008 nt
Organism: Camelina sativa (false flax)
Lineage: Eukaryota; Viridiplantae; Streptophyta; Magnoliopsida; Brassicales; Brassicaceae
Source: RefSeq, a predicted model, not a curated record